AGUUCACUUCUCCAUAUUCCAGCCGCCCAGGUCCACAGGAAGCGCCAUGGAGAACCACACAGCCGCAGAUCUCGAAUCGGCGGCACAUUUCUUCAGGCGCGACCCGCGCACCGCCGACUGGGCCCUGGUGGGCAACAAGCAGUUCAUUGUCUUUCUGAUUGCCGCCUACGUCUACAUCGUCAAGAUCGGCGGACCUCGGUUCAUGAAGGAACGCAAGCCCUACGACAACAUCAAGCCCCUGAUCCUGCUCUACAACGCCGUCAUGGUGCUCCUCAACUGCUACUUCGUCGUUGCCCUCUUGUCGAAGAGCUAUUUGGGCGGCGGCUACAGUCUUUUCUGUCAGGGCAUCGAUUUCCAGGCUCGGGAUGCGCUGACGAUGAGCAUGCUGUCGCACGUGUGGUGGUACGUGAUGGUGAGGAUCGCCGACUUCCUGGACACCGUCUUCUUCGUACUGCGCAGGAAGGACUCGCACGUGUCGUUCCUGCACGUCGUCCACCACAUCUUGGUCGUGUUCAACGGUUGGUUCGGCCUCGCCUACGGAGCAGACGGCCACGCUGCCUUCGGCACCAUCUUCAACAGCUUCGUGCACGUGGUCAUGUACUCCUACUACUUCUUGUCUCUGUUGGGACCCUCGGUUCAGAAGUACCUGUGGUGGAAGCGCUACCUCACCCAGUUCCAGCUGGCGCAGUUUGUAAUCAUGUUCUUCCACAUGACCGUACCGUUAUUCGUGAACUGCGGUUAUCCUCUCGCACAUAUAUGCAUCACGUUGCCACAGGGCGUCUUCUUCUUCACAAUGUUCAUGAACUUCUACAUCAAGAGUUACUCUAAUCGAAGGAGGCCUCAGUCUCGCGAGGAGGUCCAGACCAAAAAUCAGUAAUUUCAGUCAGCUCCACAUCUGUUAGAAAGAAGCACCCACUUUCCGAUAUUUUCUUUUUUCUUCUGCCUUUUUUUCCUUUUUUUAAGCGCUGGCAAUGAGAAGUUUUGCGUGUGUUAGUACGUAUUGCGGUUGCUCAGAGUAAAGCGCUUGAAACUCAGGUGUUAGGCGUCCGUCUCUGCACUUCAUUAUCUUGUCCUAGUCCUCACACCUCUGUAGACAAGUUGAUAGAGACAAGCCCAUAGAGCCGAUGUGCGUGUAACGGUGUUGAGAUCGCCCGCAGACAAACUGAACCGUGUCGUGCGCCGUCCUGAAGAUUGAUCUGGUGAGGUUGCUAUUAUUGGAAGGAUCACAACUGGCCUUUAAUUUACACAUUCCGCGGUCAUAAAGGUGUGCAGAAAAGGCCUGCGCAUGGGCUAAAUGUGAAGCUUGAAUGUAUAGUUAAGCGAGCUAAAUACGAAUGUGACGAACUAAACGUAGCAGCAUAAUCUGGCUCUCUGAUCGCAUUCUGAUUGCAAAGCCUGUGUCAUGGGAACACAAAUUAUAUAAGCACGCUCUGGCGUUAACUUCUUCCUCUCUCUCUCUCUCUCUCUCUGCUUAGCGAGCUAUUCUCAGUAAGGACGUGGUAAUUAGUAUUCGAAAGCAACGUUGUAAAAGGCCUUCCUUAAUGAAGCUAGACAGAGAUAGGCAAUCAAGUAAGUAUAUCGAGCCCGUGUACUUGCCUGUACUUGACCAUUGAGGUACCUCCAGGUAUAGGUUCGUCAUUUUUCUUUGCAGAGGCAGGCAUCCUCGAAGCAAACCAAUUUCAUGCUAGCAGCAUUAGUUGUUCUACAUUGUACGUAUCUUUAGCGUAAGUACUCGGCUAACUGUUCUAGGUUUGAUGAUACUGCCGAAUAUUGAAACUAUUCCUAAUCUAAUGCUAUUGCUCUUUUUCUCGUUAUCUCCUCGCGCUCAGCCUUCCAAUUUUUUUUUUAUAAUGUGGCGCCUAGUCAAAGAAUGCUAAUGUCGUUGAACUAUUAUCGUAAACGAUUGUCCACGCAAACCGUACCUUGUGCGAGCAUUCCUAUCGUCUCCCUUUCUUGUAUCAUGUAUUCUAACCUCAAAUAAACAGCUCGAGUGAGAACCUGC
Messenger RNA from Dermacentor albipictus, 2002 nucleotides. RefSeq names its product very long chain fatty acid elongase AAEL008004-like. NCBI's taxonomy places the organism in Eukaryota, Metazoa, Arthropoda, Arachnida, Ixodida, Ixodidae. Gene Ontology annotation, molecular function: fatty acid elongase activity. The record is from RefSeq and is a predicted model, not a curated record. Gene Ontology annotation, cellular component: endoplasmic reticulum membrane. Gene Ontology annotation, biological process: fatty acid elongation, saturated fatty acid; fatty acid elongation, monounsaturated fatty acid; very long-chain fatty acid biosynthetic process.